Sebastes umbrosus (honeycomb rockfish) is the source of this 840-nucleotide messenger RNA. Its product is annotated as zinc finger protein 205. Gene Ontology annotation, molecular function: DNA-binding transcription factor activity, RNA polymerase II-specific; RNA polymerase II transcription regulatory region sequence-specific DNA binding. Gene Ontology annotation, biological process: regulation of transcription by RNA polymerase II. Lineage: Eukaryota; Metazoa; Chordata; Actinopteri; Perciformes; Sebastidae. The record is from RefSeq and is a predicted model, not a curated record. Gene Ontology annotation, cellular component: nucleus. The coding region runs from base 44 to 517 and encodes 157 amino acids. The transcript has 2 exons.
CUCUCUCGUCUUCAGGGUCUCAGUCCGUCGCUCCUCGGCCUCGAUGCUUCAUCGUCUCCUCCUCUGCCGUCUCAGCGUGCUGGAGGACGAGGACGAGAACGCCGCUGCCAUCGCCAAGGAAACGCUGGCCGCUCUGGCGAUCGAAGGCGCCAACGACCGGCGAGACGACGUGGAAGCGCCCGGACGGACCCGCCCGUCGCCAACCAGGGAGGAGGAGGAGGAGGAGGAGGAAAGAGGAGGAGGAGAGGAGGAGGAGGACAAAGGGAGGAAGAAGAAGCGGCGGCGGGUCUGGUCGGAGUGUGAGGAGUGCGGCCGGCGGUUCAGUCGGAUGUCUCUCCUGAAGGCUCACCGUCAGACUCACGUGGCAGAGAACGCGGCGGCCGACACGUCGUCGCCCUCGUCUCCGCCCGCCGGCAGCGCCUCGGCGUUACGCUGUUCGGACUGCGGGAAGAGGUUCUCCUCGGCGACCCGCCUCCACAGCCACGUCCGGACCCAGCAUCCCGGGACCCGGACCUGAACCGGUCCCGAACCCGGCGGGACCUGAGCCGGGUCACCUGGGCUGAACUGGAAACGGGAUCAACGGAGCUUCAACAGAGUCCAACAAAAACCAGACCGGGUCCACAGAGCAGAACCAGAACCAGAGGAGGAUCCACACACCUGAGACCAGAACCAGACACAUUAGUGCUAUUUUUAAUCAUGUAGUUUAUUAAACACCAGAGAAAGAUAGAAACUACUUUAUAUCAUGACUCAGCUGAGUAAACUGGACAUUAUUAACAUAUUAAUAUUAUUAUUAUUAUUAUUAAUAACAUUAUUAUAUAUUAUUAUUAUUAUAUUAUUAAU